Messenger RNA from Anolis sagrei ordinatus, 3472 nucleotides. RefSeq names its product glycogen synthase 2 (gene GYS2). Gene Ontology annotation, biological process: glycogen biosynthetic process. Gene Ontology annotation, cellular component: cytoplasm. The record is from RefSeq and is a predicted model, not a curated record. Gene Ontology annotation, molecular function: alpha-1,4-glucan glucosyltransferase (UDP-glucose donor) activity. Lineage: Eukaryota; Metazoa; Chordata; Lepidosauria; Squamata; Anolidae.
CCUGAUCCUCCUUCUCCUGCCUGCGAGCCUUGGCUUAAGGCAAUUCAGAGCAGUCUCCCUGAUCCCUGAGCCAAGGGGCUUUCAAGACUGUGAGGCUGCUGGUGAUUUUCGGCUGAUCCCUCGCGGCCUGUGUUUGCCCUCACCUUACAAGCCAAUUGGGAUUUCCCCUGAACCUCCAAGCCAACAGUGACAGCGAUCACCUCUCCAAGCAAGCAAGACUGUGGGGCUUUUGCUGAGCCAGUUCAAAGACUGGUGAUCAAGCACUGUUUUUCUUUUAAAUCCAUUAUCCAUCACGUAUUCUGGACAAGUUUUGCUUUUUUCCCAACAUUUCUUGACUUUUUCAAGCUGAUCUUUCUCUCUUGCGCUAACCACAAGAUCAACCAGAAGGGCAAAAGUUAACUUUUCGAAAGGGAAUUGCUGAAAAAGAAUUACAAAAGAUUGUUCUGUCCGGCACAAAUACUAGGAUCAGCAAUGCCUUUGGUGCGAUCCCUUUCGGUCACCUCUCUCAAUGGGCUACCUCAAUGGGAAGAUGAAGAUCUCCCAGUGGAGGAUCUAUUGCUAUUUGAAGUGGCGUGGGAAGUCACCAAUAAAGUUGGUGGCAUCUACACAGUGAUCCAGACCAAAGCCAAAAUCACCUUGGAUGAGUGGGGUGAGAAUUAUUUCCUUAUUGGCCCAUAUUUUGAACACAACAUGAAAACGCAGGUGGAAGUCUGUGAACCUCCCAGUCCAGCCGUGAAAAAGGCAAUGGAUAUCAUGCAGGACAAUGGGUGUCAGGUGUAUUUUGGCAGGUGGCUCAUAGAAGGGAGCCCAUAUGUGGUGUUGUUCGAUAUAGGAUCAGCAGCUUGGAAUCUCGACAAAUGGAAAGGGGAAUUCUGGGAUGCAAGCCACAUCGGAAUACCUUACCACGACCGAGAAGCAAAUGACUCACUCAUCUUUGGAUCAUUAACUGCCUGGUUCUUGAAAGAGCUUACCGAUCAAUUAGAAGACAAACCCAACGUUAUUGCCCACUUCCACGAAUGGCAAGCAGGACCUGGCCUGAUCCUCUCCCGGUUUAGGAAGAUCCCUGUUGCAACCAUUUUCACAACUCAUGCAACGCUGCUGGGGAGGUACCUGUGUGCAGCAAGUAUAGACUUCUACAAUCACUUGGACCAGUUUGAUAUAGACAAAGAAGCAGGUGAAAGGCAGAUAUACCACCGAUACUGCAUGGAGCGUGCAUCAGUGCAUUGCGCCCAUGUGUUCACCACAGUCUCCCAGAUAACUACCAUAGAAGCAGAACACAUGCUGAAGAGAACAGCUGAUGUCAUCACUCCGAAUGGCUUGAACAUUAAGAAAUUCUCAGCUAUGCAUGAGUUUCAGAACCUGCACGCAACCUGCAAAGCCAAAAUCCAAGAGUUUGUCCGAGGACAUUUUUAUGGUCAUCUUGAUUUCAACCUUGAAAGGACCUUGUUUUUCUUCAUUGCUGGGAGAUAUGAGUUUUCGAACAAAGGAGCCGACAUGUUUCUAGAAGCGUUAUCAAGAUUAAACUUCCUAUUGAGGGUGCACAGGAGUGAUGUCACAGUAGUAGUGUUCUUCAUAAUGCCAGCAAAUACUAAUAAUUUCAAUGUGGAAACCUUGAAAGGCCAGGCAAUCCGAAAGCAACUGUGGGACACAGCACAUUCUGUGAAAGAAAAGUUUGGCAAAAAACUCUAUGAGGCACUAUUAAGAGGAGAAAUCCCCGAUAUGAACAAGAUCAUAGACCGAGAUGACCUAACCAUCAUUAAAAGAGCCAUCUAUUCCACGCAGAGACAGGGCCUCCCGCCAGUGACAACGCACAACAUGAUUGACGAUAACACUGACCCAAUCUUAAGUACCAUUAGACGUAUUGGCCUUUUCAACAAUCGCACAGACCGAGUUAAGGUAAUACUGCAUCCUGAAUUCCUUUCCUCAACAAGCCCUUUGUUACCAAUGGAUUAUGACGAAUUCGUCAGGGGCUGUCAUCUUGGUGUGUUCCCAUCCUAUUACGAACCCUGGGGCUACACACCUGCUGAAUGCACAGUUAUGGGGAUUCCAAGUGUGACCACAAACCUCUCUGGAUUUGGCUGCUUCAUGCAAGAGCAUGUGGCUGACCCAGCUGCUUAUGGUAUUUACAUUGUGGAUAGGAGGUUCCGCUCUCCGGAUGAGUCUUGCAAUCAGCUGACGCAAUUCCUCUAUGGAUUCUGCCAGCAAUCACGUCGGCAAAGAAUUGUCCAGAGGAACCGAACAGAAAGACUCUCCGACUUGUUGGACUGGAGAUAUCUAGGGAGGUAUUAUAUGCAUGCCAGGCACUUGGCUCUUAGUCGAGCAUUUCCUGAGAAAUUUGAGAUGGAACCCAAUGCUCCGCCAAAGACUGAAGGAUUUCGGUACCCAAGGCCUUCCUCCGUCCCCCCUUCGCCCUCGGUCUCCCAGCACAACAGCCCCCACCAAAGCGACGAGGAAGCGGAAGAUGAGGACGAGAGAUAUGACGAGGAGGAAGAGGCUGAAAGGGAUAGGCAGAACAUAAAGUCCCCUUUCUCCUUCAACGCCAUGCCAACAGGGAAGAAGAAGCAACACGGGGAAUACAGGAACUGAUGGAAGAUCCUUUGGCUUCUCCUUGGGAACCACACACCCAACUUGUAUGCUUGUCACCUUGAAAAGGCCUGACGAUUGCAACGUGACUGAAGAAGAAUGAAAGUGCAUCCUAAAAUAAGCACAAUGUCCGAAAUAUCUUGAAUUUCCCUUGCAAAUAGUUUUGAUGCAAUUUCUUCCUCCCUUUUCCAUUUUGGAGGUAGAAGAAGACAUUUAGAAGACUAUAUUAAAACUUUAGGGCUGCAUGCUGGCUAGUGGCUACAAUAUAUGUGUCUCUAACGCCUGCCAUUGGAGGAAGGGGCAAAAUCUAAUUAGAUGUACUUUUACUGUGUUAACUAUGCAGGUAAAUCCAGUGCAUAUUCUGUAGGCAUGGAUUGCAGAUAAUCCUUGUUGGCUUUAGAAAGGAAGAAAAUCCCUCAUCUUUCAUUUCAACUUCUCAGUCUUUAUCUGUAGCUUAUAAAGUGCUAGGUAAAGGUUUCUCCAGACUUAAGUCUAGUCGUGUUCGAUUCUGGGGUGGUGGUGCUCAUCUACAUUUCUAAGCCAAAGAGCCAGUGUUGUCCAUAGACACCUUCAAGGUCAUGUGGCUAGCAUGACUGCAUGGAGUGCCGUUACCUUCCUCCCAGAGCGGUACCAAUUGAUUUACUCAUAUUUCGCAUAUUUUCAAACUGCUAGGUUGGCAGAAGCUGGGGCUAACACCAGGAGCUCAUUCAGCUUUAGGCCUGAAUCCAUUGAAGCAAACUGGCAUGGAGAAAAUAUUCCAAAUUAGGAGAUCCUUAGGAAAUAAGGCAGGAUCAACGCCUGUAUCCUCCAUUCUGCUUCCAACCUAUUGCCUCUUCCCCACUCACCCACUUUAUAAACGAAAAAGAAAAUAAAGUUUCGAUGUUCCUGG